Molecule: messenger RNA, 657 nt
Organism: Trichoderma gamsii
Lineage: Eukaryota; Fungi; Ascomycota; Sordariomycetes; Hypocreales; Hypocreaceae
Product: cysteine dioxygenase
Exons: 3
Coding region: 1-657 (218 amino acids)
Biological process (GO): L-cysteine catabolic process
Molecular function (GO): cysteine dioxygenase activity; ferrous iron binding
Source: RefSeq, a predicted model, not a curated record
AUGGCCAUGAAUAUUAUGUCAAGCAGCCACGUGCUCGGUGCCGUAGGAGACGUCGUGGCGCAGCGGGAGAGGGACCUUUUCGAAGAGCUCGUACUGGCGCUCAAGGAAGGCCUUGGUCCAUCGUCUGGCCUGACGUCCGAGGAUGUCGACGUUGACUCCUUGAUGGAGAUGAUGCGAGCGUAUGACAGCGGCGAUAUGCAAUGGUCCAAGUAUGCAUUCGGCGACGCCAGUAGAGGCUACACUCGUAACCUUGUUGACGAGGGGAAUGGUAAGAGCAAUCUGCUCGUACUUGUUUGGUCUCCAGGAAAGGGAAGCCCCAUCCACGACCACGGAAACGCGCACUGCCUCAUGAAGAUACUGCGUGGAGAUCUCACUGAGACCCGCUAUGCCUUCCCCAACGACGACGAGCCCGAGGGACAAAUGACCGUCAUCUCCGAAAAGACAUACAGAGAGAACCAAGUGACGUACAUGGCCGACGACCUUGGUCUCCAUAGAGUAUCCAACCGUGGUAGCGACUUCGCUGUGUCCCUACACCUAUAUACCCCUCCCAACGUCGCUAAGAAGGGCUGUCACAUCUUUGACGAAAAGACUGGCCGGCGAAGCCAUGUGCCUGGCUGCACGUACUUUUCAGCCUAUGGCCGCGUAUUGAAAGAGUAG